AUGGAACACAGCCAGAUGGACCCGCAUGUGAGAUAUUCGUCGGUCGAUGCAAGGCUCAAUACUCCCCGUAUCUCAAUCUCUCUCGAGUGCCCCGACUAUUUUAAAGGUCAACUCGUCCCAGGCUUGCAGGACGGGAUUGUAAUCAGAUUCCACCGAGACCAUGAUGGCUAUGAUGAGCGAUGUAUUUUCCAGUGGUUCUCACGGGCAGAUGCGUUUGGACCAGGGGGGCUCCGCCUGUUGCGUCAUACGCCAAACGGUGCGACUGAGGAGGUCGAGCUCCCCGCGGACACGGAGGAAAUCGACCUCAGUCCGUCAAAAACUAUAGAGGAUGAUCUAGAGCUCGGGCCUGGUGGCAGCUACUGGACGUACGUCGUUAUUCCGGAUUACUACCGCGCAGCCAUGACGCUGGGAGAAAAAUACACUUUGGUCUGGCCUGGCAAGAAGAUCUCCCGCUGGCGCUGGGGUACCCUUAAGGAGCACCAGGACAAGUCGUGGGAUCUAUCGUCGAGCCCACUUACGAUCCCUGGCGGUCCUUCGGUAUCGUUUGAUGCGGUCGCUGAGCGACCGACAGAACGGGCAAUAUCGCCACCGCCGAUAGACCCUUCUGAGAGAAUUCCCGGAGCACCGAUUCUCAGUACUACCGUGACAGGUCCAAGCCAGGAGCCCAUACAUGGAAGAUUUAUGAUUUCUCAAAAGGUGACAUAUCAUGGCGUCUUGGGUACGGAUGGAGAAAUAGAAAAGACAAGGCCUAUUAUUUUCCGCACAUAUGCUCUAGUUGUGGAGGGCAGCCGACUUCACCGGCGCUGCGAUGAUGGUGAAUGGCAGGUCAGCGACAUUGAUGAAGACUGCGGCAUAGGGGGCUGGAACCCAGUUGAACCUGAAGAUGUUGAAGUGAUGGAUAUCAGCGAAAGCGAUCAGUUUGUGAGCCUGCAGCCGGGAGGCUCGUGCACCGUGGCAACAUCGUCCUGGUCUGAGGUGAUCCCAUCGGACAGAGUCGUUGGCGACGUGUUUCGGUAUCAGCAUAAAGGAGGCAUGAUUGACUGGUGGGCUUGGGGAAGCGCUGAGGACCACGCAGAUACGGUGGUGAGGAUCUCUGUUGGGCCGGAAUUUGACCCCCCUAGUCAGGAGCCGAAACUGAUGGUGCCUGCUUCUAAUCUGUUGGACAUUACGAUUGUGGAAUGA
This is a messenger RNA of Aspergillus bombycis, 1182 nucleotides long. RefSeq lists its product as uncharacterized. The record is from RefSeq and is a predicted model, not a curated record. The transcript is spliced from 3 exons. Bases 1 to 1182 code for a protein of 393 amino acids. Gene Ontology annotation, molecular function: carbohydrate binding. Lineage: Eukaryota; Fungi; Ascomycota; Eurotiomycetes; Eurotiales; Aspergillaceae.